Molecule: messenger RNA, 1487 nt
Organism: Kockovaella imperatae
Lineage: Eukaryota; Fungi; Basidiomycota; Tremellomycetes; Tremellales; Cuniculitremaceae
Product: acyl-CoA dehydrogenase/oxidase
Exons: 10
Coding region: 125-1417 (430 amino acids)
Cellular component (GO): mitochondrion
Molecular function (GO): flavin adenine dinucleotide binding; acyl-CoA dehydrogenase activity
Source: RefSeq, a predicted model, not a curated record
UUUUCCACUUUUUCUUUCUUUCAACCAGUUCUUUUGCAUCUGAAUCCUUGACCCAUCGACCACACAUACAGCAAGCUAUUAUUCUACUUGACAAAAACUCUACCUCUCAUCCCAAUCACUCACUAUGAGAGCCUGUCUGCGUCCAAUCAGCGCUAUUUCGCGCCCAGCGCUUCAAAGGCCCUCCACCGCCAUGGCAAGUCGAUCAUUCCACAGAUCGACCCCUGCUCGAAACGUUCAGGAGAUCACGCGUCCAGCCAUUGAGACACCAGUCAGCUUGUGGAACUUUACCGAAGAGGAGGAGAUGAUUCGUGACACUGUUCGCCGAUUCGCUCAAGAUGUGAUCGCACCUAGAGCUCGAGAGAUGGAUGAAAACGAGGUGAUGGACAAGGAGGUUGUUAACGGAUUGUUCGAGAAUGGCCUGAUGGGUAUCGAAACAUCACCCGAUCACGACGGAUCUGGAUGUUCCUUCACAUCGGCCAUCAUUGCCGUCGAAGAGCUUGCCAAGGUCGAUGCUUCUGUCGCUGUGCUUUGUGACGUCCACAACACUUUGGUCAACACUGUGCUUAGAUUAUACGGAAGUGAGGACAUCAAGAAGAAGUGGUUGCCCGGUCUCGCUACAAACACUGUUGGAUCUUUCUGUUUGUCAGAGCCCAAUGCUGGAUCAGAUGCUUUCGGUUUGCAAACUACUGCAAAGGAGGACGGAGACCACUACAUCAUCAACGGUAGCAAGGCCUGGAUCUCCAACUCUGGAGAAGCCGACACCUUCCUCGUCUUUGCCAACGUCGACCCCUCAAAGGGAUACAAAGGUAUCACCUGUUUCGUCAUGAGCAAAGAUAUGGGUGUUCAGAUCGCAAAGAAGGAGAAGAAGCUCGGUAUUCGAUCAUCCUCGACUUGCGUUCUCUCAUUCGACGACGUCCGAGUGCCCAAGGAGAACAUUGUCGGCGAAAUCGGCAAGGGUUACAAGAUCGCAAUUGAGAUUCUGAACGAGGGACGAAUCGGAAUUGCUGCGCAGAUGGUCGGAGUCGCACAGGGAGCCUUUGAUCACGCAGUCGCGUACGCCUACCAACGCAAACAAUUUGGCAAAUACAUUGGUGACUUCCAAGCCAUGGGCCACCAAUUCGCCGAUGCCGCCAUCAAGAUUGAAGCUGCCAGACUCUUGUGCUACAACGCUGCCAGACUGAAGGAGGAGGGUAGACCAUUCACCAAGGAAGCAGCCAUGGCCAAAUACUACGCAUCUACCAUCGCUCAGCAAGUUUCAGGAUCUGCCAUCGAAUGGGCUGGAGGCGUUGGGUUUACUCGGGAUUUGCCUCUGGAAAAGUUCUGGAGAGAUAGCAAGAUUGGUGCCAUCUACGAAGGUACCAGCAACAUUCAACUCGAGACAAUUGCCAAACUUAUCCGCAAACAGUAUGUCUCAUAGAUGGCCAUUUUCAGGCAGCUAGCAUUGGUCCGCCGUGUCUUGUAUCUACGUAUGCAUUAUCAACACAUUU